AUGUUAUCAGGAAAGAGAAAACAAGGCCUUUCUGGCCUUCAGCGCCGGGUGAGACCUCGGAGAGAGGCGGAACCUGAAGUCGAUGAGCAUGUCAGCAGUGAGCCUGAGGAGAUGGACGAGGACGGCGAUGAGCUGAGCGAAGGCGAAGAAGAUGAGAUGGACCAGGACGAUGAAGACCAGGAGUCCGACGGAUCACCCCCACCAAAGAAGUCCAACAUCGACAUAUCAUCAGUCUCUUUCGGCGCCCUCGCCAAAGCCCAAGCCUCUAUGCCCGCGCCCAACAAACGGCGCAAGAAGGGCGCGGAACCGUCAGAUUCAGAGCCCGACUCGGAUUCUGGCCCGGAGGAAGUCGGCAGGAAACCCAAAUACGGUGUCAACCCCGCCAAGCGCACGAGCAAGCACGCGCCCAUGGAGCAGUCGAGCAAAAAACCUGUCUCGCGUCGUCGCGAGGUCAUUGCCGUGCCCAAGAUGGAGGUGCGCGACCCGAGGUUCGACCCGCUCAGUGGGCCAAUCGACGAAGCCAAGGCCCGCAAGGCGUACGCGUUCCUGGACGACUACCGCAAGGACGAGAUGCGAGAGCUGCGGGCGGAGAUCAAGAAGACCAAGGACGCCGACAAGAAGGAGGAGAUGAAGCGGCUGCUGCUGUCGAUGGAGUCCAAAAUAAAGACGCGCGAGCGCAAGCAGCGCGAGGCCGACGUCAUAUCGGAGCACAAGCGCAAGGAGAAGGAACUCGUGAAGCAGGGCAAGCAGCCGUUCUACCUCAAGAAGUCGGAGCAGAAGAAGAGGUUCCUGAUGGACCAGUUCGCCGGCAUGAAGAAGAAGCAGGUCGACCGGACGAUCGAGCGGAAGAGGAAGAAGGUUGUUGGCAGGGAGAGGAAGGAGCUCGACCAGCUGCAGAGGAGACCGAGGGAGUAA
Molecule: messenger RNA, 915 nt
Organism: Colletotrichum spaethianum
Lineage: Eukaryota; Fungi; Ascomycota; Sordariomycetes; Glomerellales; Glomerellaceae
Product: rRNA biogenesis protein rrp5
Exons: 2
Coding region: 1-915 (304 amino acids)
Biological process (GO): maturation of SSU-rRNA from tricistronic rRNA transcript (SSU-rRNA, 5.8S rRNA, LSU-rRNA)
Cellular component (GO): nucleolus; 90S preribosome
Source: RefSeq, a predicted model, not a curated record